AUUCAGAAUAAGUUGAAAGAUUUGUUCUACUUCUGGUAACAUAUUGAAGCUUGUUCAACUUCAAAGUAGCUAGCUAGCUCCCAUGAUGGAUCAAGAGGUAGAAACGCUUGAAGCGAAGCUGCAACGUGUGAAGGAGGAUAAUCGUACCCUUAGAGAGAUGCUGGAAACUCUGAGCAGCAAAUGCGAGAAGCUUCAGUCUCAUCUUCAAGAGAUCAAUAAUGAAGAACAAGAAGUGAGCACAAAAUCAGACCAAAGUGGAUCAGUAUUAUUAGCUAGAGCCGAGUUUCCCAUAGCACAAAAGCCAUCACAAAUCUUUGUUAAAACCCACCCCAAGGACAAUAGUUUGAUGGUAAAAGAUGGUUAUCAGUGCAAGAAGUAUGGACAGAAGAAGGUUACCAAAGACAAUCCCUCGCCUAGAGCUUAUUACAAGUGCUACCUGGCUCCUAGCUGCCCCGUCAAGAAAAGGGUGCAAAGAAGCUUACAGGAUAAGUCUUUCCUUGUUGCAACUUAUGAAGGAAAGCACAACCAUGGUGUUUUUCGUGAUUUACUUAAGCCAUCAUCUUCUAUACCAGAAACCUCAAUAAUGGACAAUUAUUUACCUAUGACAGUCAUGCCAAAUGACAAAUUAGAUACUAUGAACAUAGACCUUUGUCUAUGCAAUCGAGCUCAAACAGAUAUAAGACGUUGUGAUGAUAUUAAAGAACAGAACGACCGUGGCAGCAACAGCAAAAUUGAAGAAUAUGUAAGUUCUCCAGUCAAAGAUCCUGACUUCAUCAUGCCAUUAGCUGAAGCAGUUGUCCACUCCCUCAAUAGCCAGAGUUAUAAGCAAGUGGGUCUUAACCUGAGUUUGGGUCUUCCAGAACCCCACCACUAGUGAAUGCACCUCAACAAAAGCAUGUGUUUAAAGGAAUCAAAGUACUAAAGCAAAUAGAGUCUGGCUAAAUGCAUAUGAAUAUAGCUAGAGGUUUCAAUCUUGUGAGAAAGAAUUAAGAAUUAAGUAAAUACUACUAGUAAAAAAACAUGUUUAUCCUCGAGAGUCCGUCAUAGUUUUGUCAUUAUUAAAAAACACAUCAAUAAAUUAAGAGAGAAGGAUGUAAAA
Messenger RNA from Glycine soja, 1099 nucleotides. RefSeq names its product probable WRKY transcription factor 40. Gene Ontology annotation, biological process: regulation of DNA-templated transcription. Gene Ontology annotation, molecular function: sequence-specific DNA binding; DNA-binding transcription factor activity. Bases 83 to 874 code for a protein of 263 amino acids. The transcript is spliced from 4 exons. The record is from RefSeq and is a predicted model, not a curated record. NCBI's taxonomy places the organism in Eukaryota, Viridiplantae, Streptophyta, Magnoliopsida, Fabales, Fabaceae.